Messenger RNA from Botrytis cinerea B05.10, 978 nucleotides. RefSeq lists its product as hypothetical. The transcript has 3 exons. The coding region runs from base 285 to 776 and encodes 163 amino acids. The record is from RefSeq and is a predicted model, not a curated record. NCBI's taxonomy places the organism in Eukaryota, Fungi, Ascomycota, Leotiomycetes, Helotiales, Sclerotiniaceae.
GAAAACACAUUCAGGAAGGUGCAUAUAUAGUUUGAACUUUUCUUCAUUUAACUAAUUUUGCAAAAUAUUAAGCAACAGAUCAAAAACUUCACUUACAACAUAACAAUACAUAUGUAUUAGAAUAUCUCUUCUACGCAGAAGGCCCCCCAAAGAUCAAAGAACUAAAGAAACAAUAUCAAACUACACGAGGUCGCAUUCAACACACAGCUCUUACUGCUCACUUCUCUACAAUUCUACAUCUCGUUGUCAAACAAAUCCUGCACUGCAUCCACUUUAAAUUUACGAUGAAUAAUCGAAACAUGAUUAAAGCUGAGCCCGGUCAACGUCAGCAAAUGAGGCCCGAAGAUAGAAAUGAGUUACUCAGAUGGUGCCGCCACUUGUUGGGAAAUAUCGACAUUUUUGUUCAUAGAUACAACGAAAGCAUGACAGCGUAUAUCACUACUGGUGAAAAGAUAUACAUUAAUUACAUUAAUGAAGAAAGGGACCUAGUUACUUCGGCUAUUGACGAGAUAAAGCUUAAACAACAAGAGCAUCCAGAGGAAUUGGAUGGGUUGGUGCUUCAAGCCGUGGCUUUGUUUGAGGAGUCGAUAGGUGUAGGCCUAAGUCUCGAGGAACGAAUGGAGAAAUACAAACUUGAGAGCAAUAGCUUAAAGACAAAAAUAAGGAACCUUUUGGGGCAAAGGUCUGAAAAUGCGCCAAGAUACACAACAGAAGAGAUUGAGAGUUCCGAAAGGAAGGGAGUGCAUCUAGGUCAGCCUAGAAUGGGACGGGAUUAGAACAGAAGCUAAGGAAAUUCUAAAUUGGCGACUGAAGCAAACUUUCAAUGAAAGGAUCAAGGCGUGGAUAUCGGGACUGAAUCUUUUGGCAUGCUACCAAAGGCACUUUAAACAGAUGUUGAUAUCACGAAGAUAGUUGGAGAUGUACUUUUAGUGUUUGCUUUUUCAAACUUGACAUCUGAGCCAAUAAUACUAAAUGUCA